Messenger RNA from Oikopleura dioica, 4755 nucleotides. Lineage: Eukaryota; Metazoa; Chordata; Appendicularia; Copelata; Oikopleuridae. The record is from the annotation of a GenBank genome assembly.
AUGAUUUCUCUUUUUCUAGCGGCGAUUUUUUUUCCUGAAACAAAGGCGAUCCCGACUUUUUUACUCGGCCCAGAAGACCAAAUCCCUAUCGAAGCUCCCAGCCCCUUAUUUGCAUCCAUCGCCGAAGACCUGAAAUCCUCUUCCCUCGACCCUCCAUCUUUCCAACCAGUCGAAGCUCGUCAAGGAGUCCCAAUCUUCAACAAUUUCAACCCCAUCGAAGCGCUGCUACAAAUCAACGACCAAAAACCAGCAAAACAGCCAAAUUUGAACGUCAUCAACGAUGAUUCUUUCAACAAAUUUCAGCAAAUUUCAUCGAUGAUGAGCGCGAUUUUGAGCGACGCGGGGAUCGGAAAUACGGCGCCAGAAGAAGCUGCUGAAGAAUCUGAAGAAUCAGAAGAAUCAGAAGAGCCAGCAGAGCCAGAAAAUGAAAAUUCUAGAGCGGCGAUUAUCCCUUCUGCUUCGCAAUGGCCGCUGGUUGCUUUUAGCUUUGAGAAUGCGUUUUUAAGACAAACUUGUCCUCAAAUCUACGACGAUGAAGCUGAAAUGCCGGCCGCUGAGACCCAACUCGACGGAAUCAUCAAUCAGUACUGCUCGAUGAUUUCGAACAUUAUCAACCUCAAAAACGACCAGUUGAAUUCGAUGUCGUUGCCUAUUUUGGCCAAAGCGGGAUUUCUCGGAACUGAGUCCUGCGCAGUCGAGCCGGAUUGGGAUGAACAGGGGCGUAUUAUAGGUGGCCAAGAUGCAGAUGCGCUCACGUGGAGAUGGAUGGCUCUUAUGCCGAGAAUCGGAUGCGGCGGAACGAUCAUUUCGGACCAAGUUAUUUUGACGGCAGCGCAUUGCUGUGAUGGCGAUGAUCCCUUAGCGGAGUACGAAGUAAUGGUCGGCUCCCACGAUUCGAGCAUUUUCUACAACGAUGCUUACACGCAACGAAUCCCCGUUUUCAAAAAAAUCUACCACGAAGAUUUCGUUUCGGUCGACUCUUCCGCUGGACUAACCACUGACAACGACGUUUGCCUGCUUUUCUUGUCGAGGCCGAUUGAGUGGAAUGUCGCCACGGCGCCUGCUUGCCUCCCAGAGCCCGGGGAUGAGCCUGUGGAGGGAGAAAGGUGCUUUACUGCUGGAUGGGGGCUCACUUUCCCCGGCCAGGGGUCGAUGCAGCCGAAUUUGAAGGAAACUUAUGCGGAUAUUAUUCCCUCAGCCACCUGCCAGGCUGGAAUCGACAACCAAGCCACCGACUACUUCCACACAAUCAACGACGAAACCCAAGUCUGCGCCGGCGAGCUCGAUGGCUCGACAAUGGCUUGCAAUGGCGACUCCGGAGGGCCACUUGUUUGCAUGCGAGGAAAUCAACCCUUUGUUUAUGGAAUCACUUCUUGGGCGAUUCCGGGUUGCUCGUAUGCAGAUACUGCGCCGCUUUUCGCUAGAGUCGGCCAUUUCCGAGACUGGAUAAAUGAAAAAGCGCAAGAGUUUUUCAACCGACAGCCGUACCCAGUCGAUGAAGAAGGCUGCGUAAUCGGAGCCGAUCGAGAAAGCGCUCCAGUAACAGAAACCGAGUCUUCCGGGGAUGGAAGAUCUUUCGAUGGCUCUGGAGACGGGGAAGAAUCAACUUGUCCCGAUGUGGAUGAGUGCCCACUUGGGCCACCUGGAUGGGGCGAGACUGGAGGAUCUUACACUUGUGAUUCAAAUGACAAUUGCGAGUAUUUCUGCGGAGAUGGCGGCGAAACAGGCAUCAUAACAAAAUGCAGAAACGGGCGUUGGACAGACCCCGACAUGGCAAAAGUGCGCCGCUCAAAUUGCCACGUUUGCGAUCCCGAUAACAUGCCGUGGAGCUACUCGCCAAGUGGGUACUUUGUUGGCGCCGAUGGACCCGGAAGUUGGGACUGCACCUGGUCCGCCAAUCGAGUUCUCUUCUGCGACGCUACUUGUGAAAUCAGUGGAGAUGAUGAUGCCCAUUGCCAUCCAAUCACGACUCUGCCUCCGACAACAUCGACUUAUGUUCCUGAUGAUGAUGGAUUCUGUGACUUGGAAAUUCCGCAAUGGGAAAACUUUCUCGGAGGAAAUUGGGUUUGCGAUAGAGACGAUGCGAGUGAGAAUACAAAGUGUGAUUGGAUUUGCCCAGAUGGGAUGCAGAUCAAAAAUGAUCACAGCACAAAGUGCGUUUGCGAAGGGCGCCGCUGCGACUGGCAGGAACCAUCUCAGUUCGCCAUCAAUCGCGCGAGCUGUCUAAGGUGCAAUCCUUGGGAGCUUGAAAUCGACGAUUUUUACAAACAAAACGGCUUCAUCUGCACUCGAAGAAAGUCGAAAAUCACUUGCAAGUUGAAUUGCGAGCACGAUAGAAAUGGGCGGCCGUUCGAAGCUGUCUGCGAUCGAGCUGCCUUCUUUGCCACCUGGAAUAUGAAAGGAAACUUGCCGAAUUCUUGUGAACAAGUCCAGGAGCCAACAACGACCACGCUCGAACCAACCACGACGACGACUACCACAACGACAACUUCGACCACAACAACGACAGAACCUGAAGGAUCUGGAGAAGGAUCGGGAGAAGAGCCUGAAACGACCGUUGUUUCAACAACCUCUUCAACAACACCGUUUACCACAAGUACUUCUGUUUCCAGUACGAUAUCCUCCACAACAACACCAGGAUCGACAACAUCUUCAUCGUCAUCAUCAACCACAACUCCACCAACCACCUCAACGAGUACAACAACAACAACAACAACAACGACGACAACAACGACAACCACUACAACCACUACAACAACGACGACAUCAACAACUUCCCCGCCAGAAGGUUCGGGCGAAGGCUCCGGCGAAGGCUCUGGCGAAGGCUCCGGCUGGGUGGAUCCUGACGCAGUUUGCGGUCCGCUUCCGACUCAUUUGUGGCCUCAGCUCGAAGGAGGGACCUGGCUCUGCGAAAACCUUUGGGGAGAUGAUUAUGAAGGCCAAAGAUGCGAGUAUCAUUGCCCAGAUGGAAUGCUGAUUCAUAACGAUCUCCAUACAAAAUGCUUAUGCUACCAAGGCGACUGCUACUGGAAAGAAAUCUCUUCCUCGAUUCUUUCAAUGGGAAAUUGCAAUCGUUGCGACCCGAACGACCUGCCAAUCGAUGAUGAGUUCAAGCAACACGGAUUUAUCUGCUCGAACAAGCGAGAUAAAGUGACCUGCGAGCUGAAUUGUUCCGAUAGCGCGGAAUUGGCCAAGCCCUUCCGAGCGGACUGCAGAAGACAAAAUGUUUCGAACACGUGGAAUCAAAAGGGAAAAUUGCCAGACUCCUGCCCUUUCCCACUCAUUCCGAUUUCUACAACUCCUGCGAUGACCACUCCAACAACAACAUCUACGACGAUAACAACAACUAGUACAACUUCAACCACAACAUCGACAACGACCACUACAAGCACCACAACGACUUCCACGACAACGUCGACAACAACCAGUACCACAAGUACGACAACGUCAACAACGACGUCAACAACUACAUCUACAACUAAAACAUCGACAACAACGACCACUUCUACAACGACAUCAACAACGACAACAACCACCACUACAACAACAACGACGACAACCACUUCAACAACAACAACUACAACAACCACGACAACGACGACGACAACAACCACGACAACGACGACGACAACAACAACGACAACCACAACCACAACAACGACCACCACUACAACGACCACCACUACAACAACCACGACAACGACUACGACAACAACCACGACGACGACAACAACCACGACGACCACUACAACGACAACCACUUCAACAACCACGACAACGACCACGACAACAACAACAUCGACCACGUCAACAACUACGACUACGACCACGACAACAACCACGACAACCAGUACAACAACAACGACGACUACGACCUCGACAACAACCAUAACAACCACUACAACAACAACCACCACAACAACAACCACCACAACUUCCACGACAUCUACAACUACGACUUCAACGACAACUUCAACAACGACUACAACUACGACUACAACUACCACAACGACUACAACUACAACCACGACGACAACAACAUCAACCACAACUCCACCUGAAACAACAACGCCAGAAGGCUCUGGCGAAUUCGACAUUUGUGAUGUCCGCGCAAUUCCAGAGGAAUUCGAAGGGCCCGGAACUUAUUUCUGGUCCUGCGUCACCAAAAAGAAGAAAACAACCUGCUCGAUGCAUUGCGAUGGCGCCUCCAAGCCGGAUAAAUAUGGAGUCGUUUGCAAUUCUGACUUCGAUUCUUGGGCGCUUGCGAAAAACAAGCACGUGCCAAAUUGCGGCUGGACACCUCCGCCUGGCGAACUGCCCUCGCAGUGUGGAUUGGAGACGAUUCCAGAGCAAUAUGUCUCUCCUGGUGAUUUUGAAUGGGCCUGCUCAGUUGACAGCAAGGGAACUACAGUAACUUGCUCGGUUGAUUGCCUUGUUGGCACCACAAAUGCCUUCGGAAUAAAAUGCCAAACAAAAAAGGCCGGAAAGUGGAAACCUCUGAGCAAAUCGAACUCGACUCCUCCACUUUGCGGCGCCGCACCUCCGCCAGGACCGUGCGACUCAAGCACCAUUCCGGCUGAAUUCAACAGCGCCGGCGAUUUCGAGUGGGAUUGCGACGAAAGCUCAAAAAAAUCAACUUGUUUCGUGAAGUGCGCUGGGGCUUCAAGAUCUUCUUUCGGAGUUAAAUGCGUGACAAAAAAGGCUGGUCAGUGGAAACUUAAUUCGAAGAAAAAUAAAAUUCCUCCUUCCUGCUAA